AUGAUCGCAACUCGCAGCCCAGCAGCUAGCAGCCCCAUAUUCUUGAUUAGCCAAGAUGGCGUCGAGCUAUAUGUUAUUGUUGCUGACUUCGACCGCAGAUAUGUUGAUUUUGCUAGAGGCCGUCGCCAUAGGAUUACUGAAGAACAUUUUAUGAAAAUGCACAAGUUCGGUCCAUGGUUCAUUAAUCGGUCUGAAGACCUCGAUGCAUUUGCGAAGCUUGCUUUGGCCAUUGCUAUUCAUGGAAGUCGUUAA
Molecule: messenger RNA, 252 nt
Organism: Penicillium verhagenii
Lineage: Eukaryota; Fungi; Ascomycota; Eurotiomycetes; Eurotiales; Aspergillaceae
Exons: 1
Coding region: 1-252 (83 amino acids)
Source: RefSeq, a predicted model, not a curated record